This is a messenger RNA of Gorilla gorilla gorilla (western lowland gorilla), 1872 nucleotides long. Its product is annotated as Y-box-binding protein 1-like. The record is from RefSeq and is a predicted model, not a curated record. NCBI's taxonomy places the organism in Eukaryota, Metazoa, Chordata, Mammalia, Primates, Hominidae. Gene Ontology annotation, molecular function: nucleic acid binding.
ACCAUCACUGCAACCAUGAGCAGCGAGGCGGAGACCCAGCAGCCGCCGCCCGCCCCCGCCCUCAGCUCCACCGACACCAAGCCCGGCACUACGGGCAGCGGCGCAGGGAACGGUGUCCUGGGCGGCCUCACAUCGGCGGCGCCUGCCGGCGGGGACAAGAAAGUCAUCGCAACGAAGGUUUUGGCAACAGUAAAAUGGUUCAAUAUAAGGAACAGAUAUGGUUUCAUCAAAAGGAAUGACACCAAGGAAGAUGUAUUUGUACCCCAGACUGCCAUAGAGAAUAACCCCAGGAAGUACCUUCCCAGGGUAGAUAGGGAGACUAUGGAGUUUGAUGUUGAAGGAGAAAAGGGUGGGGAGGCAGCACAUGUUACAGGUCCUGGUGGUGUUCCAGUUCAAGGCAGUAAAUAUGCAGCAGACUAUAACCAUUAUAGACGCUAUCGUCGUGGGGGUCCUCCACGCAAUUACCAGCAAAAUUACCAGAACAGUGAGAGUGGGGAAAGGAACGAGGGAUCGGGGAGUGCUCCCGAAGGCCAGGCCCAACAACGCCGGCCCUACGGCAGGCAAAGGUUCCCACCUGACUCCAUGCGGAGACCCUAUGGGCGUCGACCACAGUAUUCCAACCCUCCUGUGCAGGGAGAAGUGAUGGAGGGUGCUGACAACCAGGGUGCAGGAGAACAACGUAGACCAGUGAGGCAGAAUAUGUAUUGGGGAUAUAGACCACGCUUCCGCAGGGGCCCUCCUCUCCAAAGACAGCCUAGAGAGGACGGCAAUGAAGAAGAUAAAGAAAAUCAAGGAGGUGACACCCAAGGUCAGCAGCCACCUCAACGUCGGUACCUCCGCAACUUCAAUUACCGACGCAGACGCCCAGAAAACCCUAAACCACAAGAUGGCAAAGAGACAAAAGCAGCAGAUCCACCAGUUGAGAAUUCGUCCACUCCCGAGGCUGAGCAGGGCAGGCUGAGUCUCCCUGGAAAGCCACGUGCUCCAGAGCAGUUUCGAACCGGAAAAGAGAAAAGCCUGGAGAAUUACACCAGUGAUGACAUCACCACUGUGAGAGAAGAGACGCUGCUGGACUGGGAGUUCCUUGCAGAGGAGGAGUCGGGUUCCCGGUACCUGGCAGAGAGAGGGCUGGGCACUGAGCUCAGGCCUUUGUUCCUACCUCUGUACGACUGCCUCGUCUUCCUGGAGAUGGCAUUCUGUGAUGGAAACAAGUGCUUUUGCUCCAAGUAUUCCAGCAACAGCAACCUGGUGUCCCUGGCCUACCCAAAUCCAGGACAAGUGUUCCUGCCAGUCUGCAGCCAUCCAUCUCUCCAGGCUUAUCUACGAGUCAUCAUGGAAGUUAAAGAGCUGCUGGUGGCCAUGAUGCUGACCAUUUGGUUUUCUAGCUUCGUCCGUGGAGUUCAUGGCACUAAUUUUGAGUUCACUGUGGAGGGAAUGCCCUUUGUGGUCGGCUGCGGGCCCUGUCACCCCUACCGCCUGGGCCCUCUCACCCCUACUGCCUGGGCCCUCGUUACCACGCCUUCCACACUCACAGCAGCCCACACCGGGAAGGAAGAGAUCAGUGUGUCGGCAUUAAGGUAUGUGCCCCCUCGCACCAGCCCAGCCACCCAACAGGAGGCUGCCGGCACCUACAGAGAGUCCCUGAAGAACAAGUUAGACUUGAAAGGAACGCCGCCCUUUCAGACAAAGAUGCACCUGUACCCCUGCAAAAUCAGCAGGACAUCCAACCCCAGGAUUAUCAUUCCACUGGACAUUGUUUACUGCAAUGGGAAUUCAUCGGGAGCUUGUGGGAUUGUGGCUCUGGCAGGGCCCAACUCAGUGCCUAACUCAGGGCUCCAGCUAGAGCCUUCCAAAACCUCCAUGGCCAAAUGA